Molecule: messenger RNA, 3105 nt
Organism: Salvia hispanica
Lineage: Eukaryota; Viridiplantae; Streptophyta; Magnoliopsida; Lamiales; Lamiaceae
Gene: FER
Product: Malectin/receptor-like protein kinase family protein
Biological process (GO): protein phosphorylation
Molecular function (GO): ATP binding; transmembrane receptor protein tyrosine kinase activity
Source: RefSeq, a predicted model, not a curated record
UGUUUUAUUGUAAUCAUAUUUCUCUCUCUAAAACGUCCACAUUCAACUUCAGCAUCUGCAAGCUCAGAUUAUCUCUGCUGGUUUUUUAAUUUUUGUCACUUUCCAUUUCUUGCCGAAUGCUCGCAUUUUUGGAGUUCUGCCGCUGAUUUUUCAGAAAAUAGGUGGCUAAUUUCUAGGCUUUUCCAGCCAUCAUCUAUGAAGAACAGCAAUAAGCUUGUGGUUGUGUUGGUGGUAUUUUUGAUUGAUGUAGCUUCAGCAGCUGAUUACUCACCGACGGAUAAGAUCUUCUUGAACUGUGGAGGUCCUCCUGAUUCGGCGGACACCGAUGGCCGGAAAUGGACAUCGGACAUUGGGUCAAAGUUUGCUCUGUCAAGUACCAAGUCUCAAACUGCAACCGCAUCGGUACAGAAACCGUCUGUGCCGGAGGUUCCUUACAUGUCUGCGCGGAUUUUUCAAUCCUCCUUCACCUACAGCUUCCCAGUGGCCUCCGGUCGCAAGUUCUUGCGCUUGCAUUUCUAUCCUGCGUCGUAUAAUGGCCUAAAUGCUUCGGAUGCUGUCUUCUCAGUAACUUCUGGAGAAUAUACCCUGAUGAGGAACUUUAGUGCUGCUCUGACCACGGAGGCUCUGAAUUACGACUAUUUGAUGAAGGAGUUCUCUGUAAAUGUCCCGGAUCAAGUGUUGAAUGUCACAUUCACCCCAUCUCCGAAUGCAUCCAACUCGUAUGCAUUCGUCAAUGGGAUUGAGGUCAUUUCUCAUCCGGAUAUUUACAGCCCGGGUGAGACUGCAAUUGUCGUUGGUCAGUCCACUGGGUUCAAUAUUGACAACAGCACAGCGCUGGAGAACGUUUACCGGCUGAAUGUGGGUGGAAAUGACAUUUCCUCAUCUGGUGAUACAGGUCUGUUCAGAUCAUGGCGUGAUGAUUCAUAUUAUAUCUUUGGUGCAGCAAAUGGGGUUACAGAGGUUCCUGAUAACACGACGAUUGCAUAUCCUCCUGACACCCCAACCUACAUUGCCCCUCUUGAUGUAUACAGCACCCUGAGAUCAAUGGGCCCAAAUUCAUCUAUCAACCAGAAUUACAACUUAACUUGGCUCUUCGAUAUUGAUUCUGGAUUCUCUUACCUAGUUAGGCUUCACUUCUGCGAAGUUACAGAUGUCAUAACCAAGGUAAAUCAAAGAGUUUUUAGUAUCUUCAUGAAUAAUCAGACUGCAGAGGAGCAGGCAGAUGUGAUUGCUUGGGCAGGUGGUAAUGGAAUCCCCAUACACAAGGACUAUAUUGUCUUUGUUCCUAAUGGGGCUCCCCGGCAGGACUUUUGGCUUGCAUUGCAUCCUUUCACUUCUAUGAAGCCCCAGUACUAUGAUGCUAUCUUGAAUGGAGUCGAAAUAUUUAAAAUAAAUGAUACAACUGGUAAUCUUGCUGGUGUCAACCCACAACCUCUUCCACAGACACCAGAUGAUUUAUUGAUUAACCAGUCCUCUGGAUCUGGUAAAGAUAACAAAGCUAUUAUUGGAGGAGCGGUUGGUGGUGGAAUUGCUGCACUUCUUGUUCUUGGUCUGAUUGUCUGUGUAGUUGUCCAACGCCGGAGGCAGAAGAAGGAUUCUAGCACUAGUGAUGGCUGGCUUCCAUUGUCCUUGUAUGGAAAUUCUCAUUCUUCCAGUUCUGCAAAGACAAACACCACAGGCAGUUACGCCUCCUCCCUGCCAUCAAAUCUUUGCCGACACUUUUCUAUUGCUGAGAUCAAGUCUGCCACUCACAACUUUGAUGAGGCUCUCCUGCUUGGGGUUGGAGGUUUUGGAAAAGUCUACCGUGGAGAGAUUGAUAGUGGCACGAAGGUGGCAAUUAAGCGUGGGAACCCUCUUUCGGAACAAGGUAUUCAUGAAUUCCAAACUGAGAUUGAAAUGCUGUCAAAGCUUCGCCACCGUCACCUGGUUUCCCUCAUUGGGUACUGUGAAGAGAACUGUGAAAUGAUCCUCGUAUAUGAUUACAUGGCAUAUGGAACCCUUCGUGAGCAUCUAUACAAGACCCAGAAGCCCCCCUUGCCGUGGAAACAGAGGCUUGAGAUUUGCAUAGGUGCUGCUCGUGGCUUACACUAUCUGCACACUGGCGCCAAACAUACAAUCAUUCACCGUGAUGUCAAGACAACUAAUAUUCUCUUGGAUGAGAAGUGGGUGGCUAAGGUCUCAGAUUUCGGUCUCUCAAAAACUGGCCCGUCACUGGACCAUACACACGUCAGCACCGUUGUUAAGGGAAGCUUCGGUUAUCUGGAUCCGGAGUACUUCAGGCGCCAACAACUGACUGAAAAAUCUGAUGUUUACUCCUACGGGGUUGUUCUGUUUGAGAUCAUAUGUGCUCGGCCAGCUCUAAACCCUGCACUUCCCAAAGAACAAGUCAGCUUGGCCGAGUGGGCUCAGCACUGUUACAAGAAAGGCAUCCUCGACCAGAUAAUGGAUCCCUACCUAAAGGGAAAGAUAGCUCCAGAAUGCUUCAAGAAAUUUGCUGAGACAGCAGUCAAGUGCGUGUCCGACAUUGGAACGGACCGGCCUUCCAUGGGGGACGUCCUGUGGAACCUUGAAUUUGCGCUGCAGCUGCAGGAGAGUGCAGAGGAGAGCGGGAAGGGUCUUGGCGAGAUAGAUGUCGACUCAUACGACAUCACAUGCAAGGGGAAGAAGGACCCUGAUUCAUCCUCGGGCUUUGAUGGAAACAUCACAGAUUCGAAGAGCAGCGGAUUGUCGAUGAGCAUUGGUGGGCGCAGCCUUGCAAGUGAAGACUCGGACGGGCUAACUCCGAGCGCUGUAUUUUCUCAGAUAAUGAAUCCCAAAGGGAGGUGAUAUGAUAUGAGCAACAACUUUGCUUUGCCCUUUACUCAUGGUAUUCCUAUAACUGCGGGAAGAGGUUUUCUUUAUUUGUAAUUUUUUUGUUGUAUCUUAUUUUUAAUCUUCUACUUGAAUAUUUAUUUAUAUUUAUAUCUCGUGUAUCUGUUUGAGCCCAAAACAUUUUACAAAACUUUAUCCAUACUGAAAGAUUGUGUAACAAUAAUUUGUUCCUUUGUUUUCGCCCAAUAUAGUUGUGUUGUAAUAAUAGAAUUUAGAUAUAAAGUGGAUUUGGCA